This is a messenger RNA of Cavia porcellus (domestic guinea pig), 2506 nucleotides long. RefSeq lists its product as uncharacterized. The coding region runs from base 1 to 2019 and encodes 672 amino acids. Gene Ontology annotation, molecular function: RNA binding; RNA methyltransferase activity. Lineage: Eukaryota; Metazoa; Chordata; Mammalia; Rodentia; Caviidae. The transcript has 13 exons. The record is from RefSeq and is a predicted model, not a curated record. Gene Ontology annotation, biological process: RNA methylation.
AUGGAAGGAGUUAUCUCAACUUACAAAACAAGAAUAAACCUUCUUUCUGCGGGGCUCAGGGUUAGUAGCUCUCAAGUGGGGCGGGACCCGGGCCAGCCGGAGGCUGGGCACACCCGACCCACAGGCGAGGAAGGCCCUAGAGAACGUUACCUUUUCCAGGUGCAGGCGCGACAGCAGCACCGGGUUGCAGCUCUGCGGGCUCUGGUUGUAGGAAGGGUGGUACUUCUCAGGCUGUCUUCAUUCGGGGAGCCGCCGCAGGCCGCCACGGUCGCGGUAGGCACAGGCCCUGGCCAGCACUUCCCUGGGCAGGUGGCAGGAUGUCCGCCCGCACAUCGUCGUCGCGCUUGCCCUGCAAUCAGCAAACACCGGGAAGAGAGCGCUCGCGGGCCUCCGAACAGCCACCCGCGCUGGGAUCCGAUCCGAAACCCUUCCGCAGUUCCUUGGAAACUUCCCGGAGCUCCCGCCUUCGCCCCCAACCUGACGGCGCGCAGGGGGUCGCGGCAAAAGCCGACUCCCGAGAACACCGAAGACCCCAAGGCCUACAGCCCAAGGCUCUUUCCCGCGCUUCGCGGAACCCGGUCCCACGCUCGACGCCGCGCCUCGUCUCACCGUCAGUCAGCUUUGCAGCCAGCCAGCCGUCGCCUCCUUUCUAGCCGCCGCGCGCGCGCUCAGCCCCGCCCACCGCGCUCCGCCAACCGGAGCCGCCCUCCGGAUAGGCCCCGCCCCCGCGCUGCGGCCUCGGGUGUCAGACCGCCUUCCGGAAAGACCGAGAAAGUGCCUACGGGACCUCGCGGUCCCCGGCUUCUCCGGCUGGCUAGGUUAACCCUCGACCUCCCGACCUCGCCUAUGGCGCUCAUGGGCGCCCCAGUGUCUAGAUUCCAGUCCAGAAAGAACAUAAAAAAGCAGCAGUGUGAAGCUGUUGUGGGGGCCCAGUGUGGCAAUGCAGUGUUGCGAGGAGCCCACGUGUAUGUUCCAGGAAUUGUGUCAGCUUCGAGCUUUAUGAAAGCUGGAGAUGUUAUUUCUGUGUACUCCGAUAUUAAAGGGAAAUGUAAGAAAGGAGCCAGAGAGUUUGAUGGAACAAAAGUGUUUCUUGGAAAUGGAAUUUCUGCACGAAGCCGCAAAGAAAUCUUCAGUGGCCUAUGCGAACUGAAAGGUAUAGGUAUAAGAAUGACAGAACCAAUAUAUCUGAGCCCAUCAUUUGACAAUGUACUGCCCGGUUACUUAUUUUUACAGAAUUUACCAUCUGCUGUAGUAACUCACGUUCUACAUCCUCAGCCCGGAGAGAGGGUUCUAGAUUUGUGUGCAGCACCUGGAGGUAAAGCAACACAUAUUGCAGCACUGAUGCACGAUCAGGGAGAAGUAAUAGCACUGGAUAAAAUACCCAACAAAGUGGAAAAAAUAAAGCAGAAUGCUUUGUUGUUAGGACUGAAUUCCAUCAAAGCAUUUUGCUUUGAUGGAACAAAGGCACUUAAACAUGAUAUGACUGAGGACACACAAGAAGGACCUCCAUUCUCACCAGAAUCUUUUGACCGAAUUCUCCUUGAUGCACCCUGCAGUGGAAUGGGACAGAGACCAAACAUGGCUUGUACUUGGACUUUGAAGGAAGUGAUGUCAUAUCAGCCACUACAGCGAAAACUCUUUUCUGUGGGUCAGGAGGAAGGCUGCUGUAAGGGGACAUGGAGCAAAGGUGACCUGCGAAAGGAGUACGCAGUGUGGGGAAGGAGUGUCCCAGAGUUCCAGCCGGGCGAAAGAUCCCGAGGUGGGGCGAGCCUUGCCGAGUUCCAGAGACAGCCGGAGGCCAGUGGCUCUAAAGCAGGACACGAGCUAUUUGCAGCCCAGCUGCUGAAGCCAGGAGGCAUGCUCGUUUAUAGCACGUGCACUAUCACCCUGGCAGAAAAUGAAGAGCAGGUUGCCUGGGCCCUCAGCACAUUUCCUUGCCUCCAGCUUCAGCCCCAGGAGCCACGGAUUGGAGAAGAAGGGAUGAUGGGAGCUGGCUUAUCACUUGAACAGUUGAGAUAGCUGCAGCGAUUCGAUCCAUCUGCUGUGCCAUUACAGGACCCUGACCAGGAUGCUCUUAGAGAUGCCACAGCAGAAGACAUGAUCCGGCUGGCAAAUAAGGAUUGUAUAGGUUUUUUUAUUGCAAAAUUUCUAAAAUGGAAAAGCACAUCAGAGAAGGAUCCUCAGAAAUGAAAAUUCCACAUCCUUGCUUUCUGUUCUAUUCCCCUCAUAUCUCUUAAACCAGAGUGACAUCAGGCCACCUAAGGAUAGUAUGGUUGCCAAGGAAACAGGAGAUGGCCGGUGGUUUCACCAGGACUGCCAGUGGUUUCAUCAAGACAGAGAAUUGUGUGUAUGGGUGGGGGUUGUGAAAUUAUGUUCUGGACUGAAAAAAUGUUUUCUAGGAUUCAGUAGUGUAUAAAGCAAAGGAGCUACUUAUGGAUGCCUGUAACAUUUUCAUUUGGGGUCUUGUUUUAAUUAAUAAAGAAUAAUACUAAAAAUUAGUAUUUAA